AUGAUAGCGAAAAAAUAUCUAUAUAGUACGUCUUCAUCUGAUGAAGCAAAGGAAACAGUGGAAAAAGUAAACAACAAACCGCUCAAUGAAAACCCAACAUUUAAGAAGAGGAAAAUAAAUAAAGAGAAGCAGAAAGGAACUAGUAGUAAUAUUCAAAAUAACUUUUUUAAAAAUGUGCACACUGCUGACAAGGAAAUUGUAUUUGUAAAAAGAGGAAAUAAUAAUCAUCCCAAAACGAUCUACAAGGACAGAAAAGUUUCUACAGAAAUAAAUAAUUUCGAACGAAAAUACAAACAUGAAAGAAAUGUCGAUAGAGACGUUAGUAACUCAAAAUCGGAUGAACUCUUGGGUGAUGACUAUUCUGAGUCUAACAGCAACAGUUACAAAUGUCGGGAGUCUAAUUUAAAAAGAAAAGCACACAAAUCGAGUAGUAGCAGAAGUGGAACGGAGCGAAACAACAGUAGCAAUGAACUGGAUCAAAAGAAUCGAAAAAUAAGCAAAAAAAGUAACUACCAGAGAAUUCUGGAUAAUAAGAAAAAGGAAGAGGAAUACUAUAAAAGAAACUAUGAUCGAAUUAUGGAUGAAAUAUGGUACUCUAAAGAAGACGAUUUUGUCGAUUCAUUUUAUAACAUGGAUAUUGACUCAACCUACCAUAGAGAAAAAAAAAUGAUAUCGAAUUUUAAAACAAGAACGAACAGUACAGGAAAAAAAGUUAAUCAAAAAAAUUUAGAUAAUAAUUUAUGGGAACUGAAUAAAUUAAAACAAGGUGGUGUGCAUUCAACAUACAACAAGUUACAAUUGGAAAAAAUUAACGAAGCUAAUAAUACAAAUGAAGUUAGAAAAGUUGUUUUAACGAGACAUGUAACACCUUUCUUUAUAGAAAAAUUAAAACUCACAAAUGAAAACGGAGGAGAACAGAUACAACAAGAUAAUAAACAAAGUAGUGUAAUUGAUGAAUGGAAUUUAGUUUCGCUUGACAUGAAAAAAAAUAGCACGUCCUACUCAACCGUAGUGAAGGACGAAACAUGCGAUUUUGUAAAAGCAGCAAAGAAAGGAAGUGAAUUUUUAAGAUACUUUAAAAACGAAAAUGAGAAUUCCAAAGCGAGAGACAGAUACUGGGAAAUUGGUAGAAGUAAACUAGGGGAAUUAUUGCGGAUGUAUAAAAAGAAUCAAAAUGAUUCUUCAGCGAAAUAUGGCACAGAUGCAAGUCCAGUCGAAGAAGAAUCAAAUAUGGACAUUUUUGAUUAUAAAAAGGACAAAAUGUAUAGUACUAUUUUUAACUUGGAAAAUAAAAAGAAUAAAAAAAGUACAUUACAAGAUAAAGAGGAUUUAUUAAAGCUAAAAGAAUCGCUACCUAUUUUUAAAUCAAAAAAUGAAUUAUUAGAAGCUGUUUACAAUAAUAAUAUUAUCAUCAUUGUAGGAGAAACAGGUUCUGGAAAAACAACACAAAUAGUGCAGUAUUUAUAUGAAGAUGGUUAUCAUAAAAAUGGAAUAAUUUGUUGUACACAGCCAAGAAGAGUUGCAGCUGUUUCAGUUGCCUACAGAGUUUCUCACGAAAUGAAUGUUGAAAUAGGAUCCCUAGUUGGAUACACAAUUAGAUUUGAAGAUAAUACAACGAAGGAUACAAAAAUUCGUUAUGUUACUGAUGGUAUUUUACUAAGAGAAACUUUAACAGAUAAGGAAUUAGAUAAAUAUAGUGUUAUCAUAAUGGAUGAAGCACAUGAAAGAUCAAUCAACACAGAUGUACUGUUAGGUAUAUUGAAAAAUAUAUGUUUAAAGAGAAAUGACUUAAAGCUCCUAGUCACAUCAGCUACUAUCGAUUCGAAAAAAUUUUCAAAAUUUUUUGGAAAUGCCCCCAUAUAUAAUAUUCAAGGAAGAACUUUCAAGGUGCAUUUAGAAUAUUUAAGAACACCUUGUAAUGAUUAUAUAGAAUGUGCUGUGCAGAAAGCGAUUGAAAUUCACAUAUCGGACAACAAAUAUGAUAACAAUUUUGGUGAUAUACUAAUUUUUAUGACAGGACAGGAAGAUAUAAAUGCAACAUGCUAUCUUCUCAGUGAGCGAUUUUACGAAGUGUACGAGUCGUAUAAAGAAUCAAAGAGCAAUAAAAAGGAAACAAUUACCAAGAUAAGAAAUAUUAUAAAGGAUAAGGAAGCUGUUUCAAGUAAUACAACAAGGAAUGGUAACAGUAGUGAGGGAGGUGAUGAACACACGGACGAUAGCGAUUAUGGUCCACAACCACUUACGAGAAAAGAUUCAGAAUAUUGCCAAAUCGACAAUAGAGAGAAGGAAGAAGAGAAAAACGUAAUAUACCCAUUCUACGUGUUUCCUAUAUAUUCCCAACUAUCAAGUGAACAACAAAGUAAAAUUUUUCAAAAAUACGACUUGCGAAAAAUUAUCGUUUCAACAAAUAUAGCAGAGACUUCUCUAACAUUAGACGGAAUAAAAUACGUAAUAGAUACUGGAUACUGCAAAUUAAAAGUGUAUAAUCAAAAAAUAGGAAUGGAUGUGCUUCAAAUUACUCCUAUAUCGCAAGCAAAUGCAAAUCAAAGAUCAGGAAGAGCUGGGAGAACAGGUGCAGGUAUAUGUUAUCGUCUAUACACGGAAAAUACAUUUUUGUGUGAUUUAUAUCCAAAUAAUAUUCCAGAAAUACAGAGAAGUAAUUUAGCAAAUGUAGUUUUAUUGUUAAAGUCGUUAAAUGUUGAAAAUAUUUUUGAGUUUGAUUUUAUUGAUAUACCUAGUAGGGAAAGCAUAAUAAAUUCCCUACACGAAUUGUGGAUAUUAGGUGCUAUAAAUAAUGAAGGGAAUUUAACAGACAUUGGGAAAAAAAUGAUUCUAUUUCCACUGGAUCCCCCUCUUUCUAAAAUUGUAAUUUAUAGUGAAAAAUUUGAAUGUACAAAGGAGGUUUUAAUUAUUGUUAGUAUGCUAUCAUCUGCAGCAAUCUUUUUAGAAGCAAAGGAAAAUAGUGAAGCUAUUGAAUCCAAAAAAGAAAAAUUUACAGUACCCGAGAGUGAUCAUUUGACUUUAUUAAAUAUUUAUUUACAGUGGCGUUCUCACAAUUAUUCCCCACGUUGGUGCACAGAAAAUUUUAUUCAGUAUAAAUCUCUGAAUAAAGCAAAAGAAGUGUAUUCACAAUUAACUGAUAUAAUUAAAACCUUAAAUAUGAAAAAUGUGUCCUGUAAUAAUAAAUGGGAAUCAGUGAGAAAAACUAUAUGUUCUGGAUAUUUUCAUAAUGCAGCCAAAUUAAAAUCUAUUUCAGAGUAUAUAAAUUUGAGAACUAAUGUGUCAUGUCAUGUGCACCCCAGUUCUUCACUAUAUAACAUUGGAUAUACGCCUGACUAUGUAAUAUAUCAAGAAAUUGUUUUUACAACAAAGGAGUUCAUGCGAAACGUUACUACUGUCGAUCCCGAAUGGUUAUGCGAGCUGGGACCACUUUUUUUUUACAUGAAAAAUCUGUAA
Molecule: messenger RNA, 3456 nt
Organism: Plasmodium gonderi
Lineage: Eukaryota; Apicomplexa; Aconoidasida; Haemosporida; Plasmodiidae
Product: pre-mRNA-splicing factor ATP-dependent RNA helicase PRP16
Exons: 1
Coding region: 1-3456 (1151 amino acids)
Biological process (GO): mRNA splicing, via spliceosome
Cellular component (GO): intracellular anatomical structure; spliceosomal complex
Molecular function (GO): RNA binding; ATP binding
Source: RefSeq, a predicted model, not a curated record